AUGAAUUACUUCAAUUCUCUAAAGCAAAGAUGCAAGACAAAUUCAUAAGCGGAAGAAGAACAUUCACAAUUACUAAUUCCCUGCAUGAAUUGCUAAGAAUAUAUUAGAUUUAAUUUAAUCAAUAAGCAUUCCUUAGUUUGCACUCAAGUGACAUAGAAUAUUGAUCAUAUUGAUAAAACCUACUCUUUAUUAGAGGAAAAUCAUUAUAAAUUACAAAAAUUACGAACAAACUUAAUGGAAAAAUAGAAUAAUAUAUUAGCGCUUAGACUCAUUAGAAUAAUUGAACUUGUUGUUUAGAUUUCUACUAUAGGCAAAGUGGAAAUAGCUUGUUGUUAAACUUAUUUAGAUGAAAUCAUUUAAUUAAAAUACAUUCCUAAAUCAUCAUUAAAUCUAAGUUUGUAUAUAGAAAGAAUAUAAGUACUUAUUGAAUAAAAAAUAUAAAUAUUGAAAGAUGAAUUGAAAAUUAAGCAAGAACAUGAGUAUUAACAAAGCUCUCAGAAUAAAUUCAAAUAUUUAAUGACAUAGGAGAGUCAAUCUAAUCAAUACAGUAAUAAAAUGUAUUAAAUGAGUGUUGAUUAAAAGGAUAUUUAUGGUGAAUCUAAGGAGCAUUAGUUUGAAUAAUUAAGCAAUAAGAUUUAGUAAUGCAAUAAUUUAAAGAUGGAAUAGUAAAAAUAUAAUAAUCUAAUUAAUCAUAAUUUAUAUAAAAGUAAAAGUCCUAAAUAGAUGAAUGUUGAAGAAGCAGAAGUAGUUUUCCCUCAGCAAUAGUAAAGAAAAAUGUUUAACUUAUAAGUUCCAUUUAAAUUAAAUGCCAAGAGUGAGAUACUCACUAAUAUAUCAACAAGUGAUAUUGGAUUUUUAGAAGAGUAAUCACGGAAAUGUGAAUCUUAAAGUCAAAGAUUAUUUUAUUCAAAAUUGUUAAAACUAAAACUAUAGAUUUCUAAUUAAUCUUAAGCAUAAUAAUUGUCAGCUGUUAUUUUGUGGGAUGAAGCAUAAAAAUUAAAGUUAAAAUGUAAUGAAUUCGAUAAGUUUUUGAAAUCUGCAAUUGAAAAGCCAAGUAAAUAUUUGAAAAAUGAAUUUUGA
Paramecium pentaurelia is the source of this 1080-nucleotide messenger RNA. The record is from the annotation of a GenBank genome assembly. NCBI's taxonomy places the organism in Eukaryota, Ciliophora, Oligohymenophorea, Peniculida, Parameciidae.